GGUAGGAACCUUCGGUAAGGAGAAUCGUUCAACUGACUGAAAUUCAAACGUCAAUUGCAAGCUUCUAGUGUGGGGCCUCCUGCACCACCGCUCACCGCAGAAGACGCGUUCCCAAAAACUUUCCUAACUAGCUGGAUGUGGCAAGGUGGACAGUCGCUGCAACAAUGCAAAAACUAGCUAGGGAGUGCUUGCUGUACGUUCAUCUCGAGUGCCGGUUCCUGCGCCGUGGAUCAUUCCAUGACCAAAUCUCCAUAUCUCCAUCCGAUCAAAGAUUUUGACUGGUGAAAGAAUGCGUGUGAGAAGAAUCCCCCCAAGUGACCGAAGUUCAAGGGCUCUAUAAACAUAAUGUUUACGGGUUCUUCACUGGCUCUAUUCACUUCUCUUUAUCACUGACUGGGAUGACAAAGAAAUAAGAAGAGUUUACUUUGUUCGCACCCUGAAGUCAUCAUGUCUGCGCAACGAACUCUAUCUAUGACAUCAUCUGACAACUCGAUCUAAAGUCACACCAUAAACCACUGAUGCGGCGCAAAGAGGAAACGCAAACUGGUGUCCUCCAGUGAGAAAGAUGACCACCAUGGAUUCUUCACCAGCGAGAUGAUGCUUGCAGGCACUCGAAAGCUCUCUCCAGAAUCUCAUAAACUGCGGCUAGGGCCAACUCAAAGCAGCUAAACAACGAAAAGCAACACAUCAGACCUCCUGAAGUCACCAAUCAAGCUGAAGUCGCCUUUGAGGAUGAAGUCUCCGCUACAGCUGAAUAGUCCACGAAGAGGUUCUUCCAUGAAAGCUCUGGACAAGGAGGUGCCAUUCAGUCUUUUCGAGCAGACUGAUGGUGGAAUCCAAGACGACUCGAGCUUCCCCAGCAACGAAAAAACAAUUACUUGCUCGCGCGAUGAAAAGCAGGAGCACGUACUGGAUGGACUCACCCAAGUCAAGAACGAUGAAAGGGUUGUUAACGUCACGUUUGAUGAUCUCGUCAUGAGCAACCAUCAAUGCUUGUUUCCGCUCGUCAAAGCGCUGGCCGCGACGAGUGGCCGGGCGUGGGAAAGCUUUCGAUUUGUCGAUGUUGUAGACAUGGCUUCCUUCCCCACGUGGCAAGACCUUCGUGAUGAAAUGGUACAUGAUUACGAAGAAACUGCCCAUGACUUGGGUGGAUCAUCGGACUUCAUCAACGUCUUGACUUGGCAAGCCAAUGUCAAGAUUCCACGCGGAACAGCCAUGACAGACAUAGUCGAGUUCCUUCAAUCUGUCAAGGAGGACGAUGAGGUGUACCACGUUGGCUUUGGAGGCGCUCUGGGUGAUAUUCUCGAUAUCUUGAUCCCCGAAGUGCUAUGUAAGCUAAUCAACAGGCAGACGCUGACUCUCAACGAAGAUUUCGUGGUGGAAGUGGCAAGUGGGUGGCUGUGGGAGGAAGCCGACUGGCUUGAACUGGUGUAUGAUUGUGUCCGCAAUCUGAGCGAGCUGUCCACCCCCAGAACCGCAUCGGAACACAAUGGUAAGCACGCGUCCGGAGAGGAAUCUACCGUGUCCAUAAGAAGUUACAGCGGCACCAUGGACGACCCCACCAUCAAGGCUGGCUUCAACAGGAGUAUCAAUUUCAACGAUUCCAAGAGUCUCGCCGGCAACCUCAGCUUCAAGAGCAUUGCAACAAGUUGUGCUGGAUAUGCAAGCUUUUAUGAUGACAGUUUCUUUGGAACCAGCAUUGACAACUUGGGAUUCGAGGAUAGCUUCAAUGGCAGCAAAGCCACACUGUCGCCACAGCUGUCACCGAGGAGGUCACCGAAAAAGCGAUUGCACAAACUGUCCCCCAGAACGUCCAGAGCAGCGCUUGCCGGCAUCUAUGAUAUCAGCCAACAUGAUUUCGAUUCUACCUGCAGUGUCAACGACAGCACGACUGCCCAGGCAUCAGAAGCACCAAAAAUGCCAAAGGCAGCAUAAGCAAGGCCGGGCUGCAGCACCAAAACACAACACAAGUUGAUUGCUGUGUGCCCCGACUUGUGCUGGAGCAGCUGCCAAGGUUCGGCAUUGCAGCGCAUCUCUUGCGCAGAAUCAAGAUAGUUCGACAUCCAAUGGUGUUGGCCGAGAACUUCAUUUGGUUCAACGUUGCCAUCUCAGUCCUGCCGACGAGCACGGUAUCAGCACCCUUGCAUCCGACCACAUAGAGAAGCCAUUGAGUAUACACAUAAUGGACUUGUAGCAAACACUGAACACCAUCUGUUGAGGAGUUAGUAGUCUUGUUCAAUCCAGUCCUGACAAAGCGCUGUGGA
This is a messenger RNA of Seminavis robusta, 2264 nucleotides long. The record is from the annotation of a GenBank genome assembly. Lineage: Eukaryota; Bacillariophyta; Bacillariophyceae; Naviculales; Naviculaceae.